UUGUUCUGUUUAUGAUUUAGGGAUGGGUAUGCUUGCCAGUGUAUACACAGACGAUGAAGAGAGAGGCAACGCGAUGGGAAUUGCACUGGGAGGCCUUGCUAUGGGAGUAUUAGUGGGCCCACCCUUUGGGAGCAUCAUGUAUGAGUUUGUGGGGAAGAGCUCUCCGUUCCUCGUGCUGGCAGCUCUGGCUCUGUUUGAUGGAGCUGUUCAAUUAUUUGUUCUGCAGCCGUCCAGAGCACAGGCAGAAAGUCAGAAGGGGACACCAUUACUGACGCUUAUGAAGGACCCAUAUAUCAUCAUUGCAGCAGGAUCGAUCUGCUUUGCAAACAUGGCUAUUGCAAUGCUUGAACCAGCACUACCCAUCUGGAUGAUGGAGACCAUGUGUUCGAAAAAAUGGCAACUGGGCGUUGCGUUUCUUCCAGCCAGUAUCUCUUAUCUUAUUGGGACUAAUCUUUUUGGGAUACUUGCGCACAAAAUGGGAAGGUGGCUCUGUGCUCUACUAGGAAUGCUCAUUGUGGGAAUAAGCAUCUUAUGUGUACCAUUUGCUAAGAACAUCUAUGGGCUCAUAGCACCCAAUUUCGGAGUAGGAUUUGCCAUUGGAAUGGUGGAUUCCUCCAUGAUGCCCAUCAUGGGCUACCUCGUGGAUCUGCGCCAUGUGUCGGUCUAUGGCAGUGUCUAUGCCAUAGCUGAUGUUGCCUUUUGCAUGGGCUUUGCAAUAGGUCCCUCUGCUGGCGGUGCCAUUGCAAAAGCAAUUGGAUUUCCAUGGCUCAUGACAAUUAUAGGGAUUGUGGAUAUUCUCUUUGCUCCUCUGUGCUUUUUCCUUCGAAGUCCACCUGCCAAAGAAGAGAAAAUGGCUAUACUCAUGGAUCACAACUGCCCUGUUAAAACAAAAAUGUAUACUCAGAACAACAUCCAGUCCUAUCCCAUAGGUGAUGAAGAAGAAUAUGAAAGUGAUGAGUAACGUUAAAAGCCAUAUAAUAUAUUUUGGUGUACAAAAUGCAGUGUGAAACAUCUCAUCCAGAAGUAUGUUUUAGUUGUACUGUAGAGUUAAUAGUGGAAUGGUCAAAAACCAAAGGUAUAUUAUUCAUCUCCCAUGAGUAUACAGUCAACUGCUAACUGCCUUAUAAAGAGGGAAAAAAAAAAGCUUUUAUAGAGAAUUUGUAUAGUGUUUUCCUCUGUGUAUUUAAUUUCAUUGAAUAUUACACAGUAUAUUUUUGAUUAAACGUGUAGUAUAAAUCUGUAUAAACAUGUGAAUUUAAACUGUUUGCUUUAUAAAGCCAUCACGUUACUUCUUGUUCUGUUUAGACUCGUAAGAGUGAACUCAGCUCUUGCCAAUAACUUUUCUAACUUACUUGGCAGAUUCUGGAACUAAGAGUUUAGACGUGGCAAGGAGUUGUGUUUGUUGAAGGCACAACUUCUCCCCUGAUUUCCAAAGCGAGCUCCACCUGACUGCCUAUGGAACACUGGGAAAAAGAAAAUAUUUCAUACGGAUCAGGGUAUCUCUAUUUAGUCAGUACAAUUUAAUGAAGUUUCAACCAGCUAAGCAGCUGUGCACAAUGCAGCCCCCAAACAAACACACAGCACUGGGUAAACAAGUAUGUCUGAAUGUAUGCAGUUCCUUUCCCUUAAAAAGGAAUAAGAACUGCAUGAAGGUCCUGUUUUAUAUUCCCAUCUUUUGGAUUUUAUUUUUCACAUCUCAACUUCAGUUUAGCUUUACUGUGAGUGGCUAAGGGAAGCUGCAGGAUUCUCAGUAUUUAGUCUCAGCACGUUCUGGGUGUAAGCUGGCAACUUGAGCAGUUCAAACAAAAAACAUUUUAUGUAAAUAUGUAUGCAAAUACAUAUAUUUAUCUUUCAGAAAGGAAGUAAAAUCAUCAACUUCGCUAAAGAUAAUAAAGAUUUAGAUAUACAGUCUAAUAGAAGAACAGCAUUGGGGUAGAUGGUCUCUGUCUGUGAAGAGAAAAAAUUCAGCUUUGAAAGGAAGCAUUUAACAUAACACACAAUGUCCUUAUCAACUGUGGUGUCUUUUUAUUUGUAUAAUUAAAAUAUGGAUGUGCCUUCUUUUCCCGUACUUGCAGAUGUUUUAUGUACUGCAGCAUAGAUACCAUGUUUACAUAUAGUUUUGUAAAGUGUAUAUAUAAAUGGUCAGAAAACAUGAAAAACAGUGGAUCAGUUUUCAACUCAUGCUUUGUCAAUUAUUAUGCAGCCAGACCACGUUAAAAUAAAGGUAUCUAAAAUAAGUUCAUGAUCUUUUGUAAUAAAGGACAAAAUUUCUCCCUCAGCCUUCAGCAGUCGCCCCAUGCAUUGUGAUCUCUUGUAAAGUACAAAAACAACAACACUGAAUUAAUUUAAGCCCUGGGAAAGCACUCCUCAUUUCUAGCCCAUUUAUGACUCCAGGUCAUAAAUACACAGCUUGUUUAAACAAUAAUAUCUUCCAAAACCAACCACCCCAUCACCUGACUGCUGAUCUGAGGCUUGACUCCUGUGAAGUGGGUAAGCACUAAACGUGCAUUGCCAGGAUACGCCCUCAUGCUCCAUGCCACAAGAGUGUUUAAGGAAGAGGGAAUGAAUAUUCUGAGAGAACAGAGGGAGAGGCUUGAACAGUGUGAAAGGAUAAGCAAUACCUGCUGUAGUUGAUUUGAAAAUCCACUUACCAGUUUUAUAGGGGUGCAUUUUCUAUUGCGUUCUUGUGAAUAUGUAACAGAUGGAGAAUCUUCCUUCAAAGCUGAGAGGUCCUGGAGACAGACAGCAACAGAGUACACAGCGUGGUUCUGCAGCACACUAUUUCACUGCUGCCAAGAGACAACUGUGCCUAUUGAUGGCUAAUUUACAUUUGGUUCAUGUUUUCAUUUCACAGAGCGUUUGGAUGAUCACAGUUUUGCCCUGGGAAGCGAGCUCUGCAUUUGUCACCAAACAGCAGGCAGCUCACAGUCGUCCUGCAUGUUGGAUUUUCUGGGGAUUGGAGGAAUAAGUGGAUGUUAUCAGGCAGUAACCAAGCACUCUCUUUGCUGAGAGCUGAUUCAGUCACAGAAACACGGAAGAAAACAUUCUGUCCUGCAAAAAUUUGGGCUUCUCCCACGUUUAGUAUAUUUUUUUCCUCCCCUGAGGUUGUAAACUUCCAUGAUUUAUUUCAAAUAUGGGGAAUUAGAAUGAAAAUCAGAUUUUAGACAAAAAUGUGUGAGUAAGCAGUAAGGGCUUCUUUAGUUCUACAGAGCGUUUUCUAAAGGACAGGACAAAACGCAAUUUUUCUUAGUCCUUCUCCCCCUCCCAAUCCAGCCCCGUUGGUAGCAACUAUCACCGAUAACUGAAUAGCAAAAACAAAAGCAAAUUAACACCACACUCAGCAUUUUACAAUAUUUUCUAGCUACACAAUGGAAUCACCAUUUUGAACCUGCCUAUUAUUAAACUGCACAGAAGAAAAACAAAUGCAUAUCCAAAUACAAAGAAUGCAUAAAAGCCCAAUUAAUUCAGCACUCAGGAAUUUUAUUUAAUUUAAUGUUUCUCCCAGAGAUACUUCCCUUUUCAAGUAGUGAGGAUGAUAAAUGACUGCAACUACAAAUGUUAAAAAAAAAAAAA
Messenger RNA from Meleagris gallopavo (turkey), 3573 nucleotides. RefSeq names its product solute carrier family 18 member A2 (gene SLC18A2). NCBI's taxonomy places the organism in Eukaryota, Metazoa, Chordata, Aves, Galliformes, Phasianidae. Gene Ontology annotation, cellular component: terminal bouton; synaptic vesicle membrane. Gene Ontology annotation, biological process: transmembrane transport; aminergic neurotransmitter loading into synaptic vesicle; xenobiotic transport. Gene Ontology annotation, molecular function: serotonin:sodium:chloride symporter activity; xenobiotic transmembrane transporter activity. The record is from RefSeq and is a predicted model, not a curated record.